GCAAACCCGGACUUGGUGCGGUUGGGAGUUGAACUGGGGAUGGUUCAGCAGUUCCUGGAGAAAGAGGUCACGGCCAGAUUCGGCGCCCGCGUUUGAAUUUCUCUUUGACUUUCCUGGGUCAGCGGCACGAGAAUAUCUACCAGUCGGAUUAUAUAUAGCUUCUGCCGACGAAACAUCUGGUCAAAAGUCCUUGUCUGUUUUGGGAACUUUUCUUCGCGUGUCACGGAGAUCGCCGAACGUUAUCUGUCGGGAGCGAUUUCGCCCCGGCGAACGAGGGCGACCCAACACUUCGCGGCCUCUCGCGCUCUACAUCCAUCCCCAUCCCCCACCAUGCGCGCCUGGUCCCUCUUCCUGCUCGCGCUGCCCUUUGCCACGACACACGCAUAUGCACACGAUCAACGCGGGCAGACUGUCCUUGGACAAGCGUCCAGAGACGCGUACGACGCGGGCCUGUUCACCCCGUACGGCUCGCUGGGCGCGCUCUCGGCGGACUCCUUCACGACGCUCUCGCACCCCGUCUUCCCCGGCGUCAGCGUGCGGAUCAAGAAGAGCGGCGGGUUCUGCGACAACACCGUCAGCUCGUACACCGGGUACAUCGACAUCGAGGCGCGGCACAUCUUCUUCUACUUCUUCGAGAGCCGCAGCGACCCCGCGGCGGAUGACGUCGUCUUCUGGACGAAUGGCGGGCCGGGGUGCAGCUCGAGUCUCGGGCUGUUCAUGGAGCUCGGCCCCUGCCGCGUGCUCGACGCCGACGGCCCCAAGUUCCACCCGCAGAGCUGGAACGCCAACGCGAACCUGUUCUUCGUCGACCAGCCCAUCGGCGUCGGCUUCUCGUACGCGGACUACGGCGAGGCGGUGGGCACGACGGAGGACGGCGCGAAGGACAUGGCCAAGUUCGUGUUCGUGUUCUUCGAGCACUUUAGCCAGUUCAAGGGCCGGCCGUUCCACAUGACCGGCGAGUCCUACGGGGGAAGAUACGUGCCGGUGUUUGCUGCGGAGGUGUACGACCAGAACGCGCGCUUGCUGGAGGAUGGGUACACGCCGAUUAACUUGACUUCGGUCAUGAUCGGGAACGGGAUCACGGACUUUUACACGCAGAUGUCGUCGUCCUUCGAUAUGAUGUGCACACCCGCUUCGCUGCCGCCCUUGCUGAGCAUAUCAUGGCAAGUCAAGCCAUCGCACAAAAGCCUGGUCACGCUGACGGUGCUGCAGAUUCCGCGUUGCGAGGCGCGGCUCAAAAAGUCCUGCGUGGACGCGUACGACUACACCGACUGCGCCGAGGCCAACUCGUUCUGCAGCCAGUACAUCAAACAGCCGUUCUACAAGGCCGACCGCAACCCGUACGACAUCUCGAAAGAAUGCAACGCGACCAAUCGCGCAGAGAACCUCUGCUACCCCUUGACCGCGCACAUCCGCAACUUCCUCUCGAGGCCAGACGUGCGCAAGACGCUCGGCGUCGACGCGUCGCUGCCGGCCAACUUCUCCUCGUGCGACCCCACUGUGUCGGCGCUGUUCCGCGCCGCGCUCGACGGCACGCGCUCCUCCGCGGCGCACGUCGCGGGGCUGCUCGAGCGCGGCGUGCGCGUGCUGAUCUACGUCGGCACGUACGACUGGAGCUGCAACUGGGUCGGCAACGAGCGCUGGACGCGCGGGCUCGAGUGGAGCGGGCGGGAGGCGUUUGCGGGGCGGGCGCUGCGGCCGUGGAGCAGUGGCGGGAAGCGGGCGGGGCUGGUGAGGGAGGCGCGGGGGCUGACGUUCUUGACCGUCGAGGGUGCGGGGCAUAUGGUUCCGUAUGACAAGCCGGAGGAGUCGCUCGAUAUGUUGCAGCGCUGGUUGGCGGGAAAGAGCUUCUGACAAUCAGUCUAGUGAAUUUGGUUUUUCAAUAGCUACCAGAGGAAUCAAUUGUUAGCUAUGAAAGCCAUCUUGGUUUCAGGCAUCACACGGCAAUUAUAGUGCGUGGAUUCGGAUACUAGAAAGCGUCGGCUCCGCCGACAUUCUGCCUUGCUAUUUGAUAUCAAAAUUAAUUCUAAUUUUUUCUUUAAUACGGGCAACUACGACGGGUCGAACUCGAGACCGACAGGAAAAACACGGAGAGGAACGGAACAGCGGGGGAAGCCGGGUCCGACGAAAUCGAGCCAAUUAUGAGGGUGGAGAAUCCUUGACAAGCAAGGCAAUUUCGUUAUCAACGAUUCAUGUAAUGCGCUUGAUUUGCUGUGGAUUGACUUAUGUGCUCCGCCUUUCCCUUCUCUCCGACUUCAAGCCGUCCCGAGCACAC
This is a messenger RNA of Mycena citricolor, 2275 nucleotides long. The record is from the annotation of a GenBank genome assembly. NCBI's taxonomy places the organism in Eukaryota, Fungi, Basidiomycota, Agaricomycetes, Agaricales, Mycenaceae.